This is a messenger RNA of Paramisgurnus dabryanus, 886 nucleotides long. RefSeq names its product DNA-damage-inducible transcript 4 (gene ddit4). Gene Ontology annotation, molecular function: 14-3-3 protein binding. NCBI's taxonomy places the organism in Eukaryota, Metazoa, Chordata, Actinopteri, Cypriniformes, Cobitidae. Gene Ontology annotation, cellular component: cytoplasm. Gene Ontology annotation, biological process: response to hypoxia; apoptotic process; negative regulation of TOR signaling. The record is from RefSeq and is a predicted model, not a curated record.
AAAGCAUUGCGUCAGUGUUUGCGGAGCCCUCUGCAGAUUCACAAACAGCUACUGCACUUACAUUCAUCACGCUCGUCUUUGUUAGUUUACCGACUAUAAAUCUGCACUGAAUUGAUCGGAUCUAAAGCGACACUGCUGCGAUACAAGCAAAGAUUUAGUGACUUUUUAGACCCAUCAAGAUAACACAAUGCAGGAACAUCUGAUAUCCAGCAUUUUGUCUGAAGACUCCAAUCUUCCAUCCACCCCAACAUCUGAUGCUUCAUCCAAGCGUUUGUCCUGGAGCAGACUGCUUCAGAAGCUCCACAGCGUGGACUCAGAUUCAGACAAUCAAAGCAGCAGUACAGAUGACCAGUCUGAUACAGGUUCCAUAUCCUUGCCCGAUCUGUCAGAAAGCGAGAUGUUUUUUGACCCGAGCGAGGAGGCUCUCUGUAAAGAUGUGGUCCAGCUCAUCUCCGAUAACCUCACUGAAGCUAAAGACGACGUAUUGCACUGCUCCAAACUUCUCAUUCCUGAGAAACUUCUGGAGCACAUUGGCCAGGAGCUGGUCCAUCUGUCUGUCAGCGAGCCCUGCGGCCUGCGGGGGGCGCUCGUCGACCUCUGCGUGGAGCAGAGGGACAACUGUGAGGCCGUGGGGCAGAUAGCGGUGGACCCUUACCUGGUGCCUACCUUUCAUCUGACUCUGGUGCUCAGGCUGGACUCUAAAGGUCUCUGGCCUAAAAUCCAGGGGCUUUUCACGGGCAGAUCUCCAGCCUCGCCUGCGCUCAGACAUGCACUUAAACUCAGCACUGGAUUUCGAGUUAUUAAAAGAAAACUGUACAGCUCUGAAGAACUUCUUAUUGAAGAAUGUUGAGAGCCUGACUAUGUGAACCUCCUAGUGUUUUUUUUU